Molecule: messenger RNA, 3147 nt
Organism: Mollisia scopiformis
Lineage: Eukaryota; Fungi; Ascomycota; Leotiomycetes; Helotiales; Mollisiaceae
Product: putative Cullin-1
Exons: 5
Coding region: 424-2742 (772 amino acids)
Biological process (GO): protein ubiquitination; SCF-dependent proteasomal ubiquitin-dependent protein catabolic process
Cellular component (GO): SCF ubiquitin ligase complex
Molecular function (GO): ubiquitin protein ligase binding
Source: RefSeq, a predicted model, not a curated record
CAUAUCUACCCCAAUACUCAACCUCAUUUCUUCUGUUUCUGGCAAGACACGUCUUGCACACAUUUCCACCCCGCUCGUUCUUUCCUGACUGGUGAUCGAACAGGCGGAAUCGUAUCAAAACGUUUCCCCGCCUUGUGCAACACUUCAUUGCUCGCGACUUGUCUACCUGCAGGCACGGUUCCUUGGGGAGGAGCAGCCUUGACGGUGCGCGGCUGUGAUUCACCUUUUCCAGAAUCUACAUUUGGCCUGGCCUUGCUUAGUGGGCGCAUCUGCCUUUCCAUAUCCUUCGCCGAACCGAAACCGAGAUCUGAAUCCAACUUUGAAUUCUAUCCCACCCCGCCACCAGCACAACCGCCUUGGUGGUUUUCCAAGUAUUCAAGGACCUCUCACAAUCCUUAAUACUAUCUGAACACAUACAUCAAGAUGUCGCAAACACGUACGACCACGGCCACCUCGAUGCCCCCUGUGCCUAAUCGAGAGGACCUCGAUGCAACAUGGAAGUAUCUCGAGGCUGGCGUUUCGAAGAUUAUGAGUAAUCUCCAGGAAGGCAUGGACAUGCCCACAUACAUGGGAGUCUACACAGCCGUCCACAACUUCUGCACGUCACAAAAAGCCGUUAGCAACCACAGCGGGGUCAUCGGAGGCGCGCAUCGAGGAGCACACCUUCUUGGAGAAGAUCUCUAUCAGAACCUUAUCACCUACCUGAACAGUUACCUCAGGGAACUCGUUGCUGUUUCGCGGACACAUGCAGAUGAGGCUCUCCUUACUUUCUACAUUCGCGAAUGGGACCGAUACACUAUCGCUGCGAAGUACAUCAACCAUCUUUUCAGAUAUCUGAAUCGACAUUGGGUCAAGCGCGAGAUGGACGAGGGAAAGAAGAAUAUCUACGAUGUCUAUACACUUCACCUGGUACAAUGGCGCAUGACUCUGUUCAGCGAGGUCCACGAGAAGGUUAUGGAUGCCGUCUUGAAGAUGGUUGAGAAGCAACGUCACGGCGAGACGAUUGAGCACAGCCAAAUCAAGAGCAUUGUUGACUCAUUCGUAUCACUGGGUCUCGACGAGGCUGAUCCUACCAAGUCAACACUCGAUGUCUACAGAUUCAACUUUGAGAGACCAUUCUUAGAAGCUACCAAGGCAUUCUAUCAAGCCGAGUCGAAGCAAUUCGUGGCCGAAAAUAGCAUUGUAGAGUACAUGAAGAAGGCUGAGAUCCGAUUGGACGAGGAGGAAGAACGUGUGAACAUGUAUCUCCACCAGGAUAUCACUGUACCACUCAAGAAGACCUGCAAUACCGCUCUCAUUGCUGAUCACUCCGGUAUUCUUCGAGAUGAAUUCCAGGUUCUCCUCGACAACGACCGUUACGAUGAUAUGCAACGCAUGUAUAACCUUCUUUCCAGAAUUCCGGAUGGUUUGGACCCUCUCCGUGCGAAAUUUGAGGCCCACGUCCGCAAGGCUGGUCUUGCCGCGGUUGCUAAGGUUGCAGUUGACGCAGACAAGCUGGAGCCUAAGGUUUAUGUUGAUGCCCUUCUCGAGAUUCACACACAAUACCAAGGAUUGGUCAAGCAGGCUUUCAAGGAUGAACCUGAGUUCACUCGAUCUCUCGAUAACGCAUGCAGAGAGUUUGUUAACCGAAACCAAGUUUGCAAGUCUGGAUCGAAUAAGUCUCCUGAGCUUCUCGCCAAGUACACCGAUGCUCUGCUCAAGAAGAGCGCCACUGGAGCUGAGGAGAACGACCUUGAGAACACUCUUACGCAAAUCAUGACCGUCUUCAAGUAUAUUGAGGAUAAGGACGUGUUCCAGAAGUUCUACUCUCGAAUGUUGGCUCGUAGAUUGGUGCAUACCAGCUCGUCGUCCGAUGAUGCAGAGACAAGCAUGAUUAGCAAGCUCAAGGAGGCAUGCGGUUAUGAGUACACCAACAAGCUUCAGCGCAUGUUCCAGGAUAUGCAAAUCUCCAAGGAUUUGAAUACCGGCUUCAAAGACUUCGAGAGUGGUCUGAUGGAGCCAGGAGAUGAUAAGCCCGUCGAUGCUACCUACUCGAUUCUUGGUACUGGUUUCUGGCCAUUGAACCCUCCCAACACCGACUUUACCCCACCUGCUGAGAUUGCGAAGGCCUAUGAGCGCUUCCAGUCCUUCUAUAACCAAAAGCAUAGUGGCAGAAAGCUUACUUGGUUGUGGCAGCUAUGCAAGGGUGAGGUGAAGGUCAAUUAUCCCAAGGGCAUGAAGACCCCAUACACUUUCCAAGUCUCAACGUAUCAAAUGGCCAUCUUGUUACUCUUCAACGAGAGUGAUAAGAACAGCUAUGAUGAUAUCGUCAAGGCUACCCAACUUCAGGCUGAUGUUCUCGACCCUGCCCUUGGUAUCUUCCUCAAGGCCAAGGUUCUCAAUAUGAGCCCCGAUGGAGACAAGCCCGGUCCAGGCAAGAUGUUCUCCUUGAACUACGACUUCAAGAGCAAGAAGAUUCGUGUCAAUUUGAACAUCGCUGUCAAGUCGGAACAGAAGCAGGAGGUUGAUGACACACACAAGACCAUCGAGGAGGACCGAAAGCUGCUUAUGCAGUCCGCUAUUGUGCGUAUCAUGAAGGCCCGCAAGAAGAUGAAGCACACCCAGCUUGUCAGCGAGUGCAUCAACCAAAUCCGUUCUCGAUUCGUACCCAAGAUCCCUGACAUCAAGAAGUGUAUCGACAUCUUGUUAGAGAAGGAGUACUUGGAGCGUUUGGAUGAUGACGAGUUGGGUUAUCUUGCUUGAACAUGUUUCCUUUCCAUUUUCUGCUGUCGCGGGUUGUGCAAUAGACUUGGGCGCGGGGAAAGAAAUAAUGGCAACAUUCACACACACGACUAUAUGGUGGCCUCUCUCUUGUCUGGACUGGGUCACCAACGACGAGAAGAAUCCUGGGUCUUGAUUGCAUAUGGGAGGGGGUUGCUAUAUUGAGCGCAUGCAACGAUUUUCUUUCAUCUUUGUCCAUGCCGGGCCCGGCUCGGAUCGAGGCCAGGGUCACGGAACGGCACGAUUGGGGAGACUCUCAUGACUCACGGCAUAAAUAAGCAUUGCUCUGGGGUAGGAGGAGUUGACUUUGAUACCGUGGAUACCUUUGCAGUCACCAAAAGACAGAGACUGUAAAAAAUAUUGCAAUUCAGAAAGCCUUGAAAAUAA